Molecule: messenger RNA, 2880 nt
Organism: Stylonychia lemnae
Lineage: Eukaryota; Ciliophora; Spirotrichea; Sporadotrichida; Oxytrichidae
Source: the annotation of a GenBank genome assembly
AUGAAUAAGUCUUAGCUGCAUCACACAAUCGAUACUCAAGCUUAUUAAAAUAAGAAUAAUUCCACUCUUAUGAACCAGACAACUUAUGAUCACACCAUUGAAAAGGAGUAUAUGUCCAGCAUAUCAGAUGCAUUUUAGAGAGCAGAGGAAGAAACAAGAAAAGCAGAAUAAAUGCUUGCUAAAUGGCGAAAAGAUCACUCAAAAACUAUUCAAAAUAUUGAACAAAGAAGCACUCAGAGAAACAAUAACAAUAAGAGUUCUUAAAGCAAUUAUUCUCAGAAUGAAAGCAGAUAAAGAAGUGGAAGAGAGACGAUUGAAAACAAUGAUCCGCAUACAUAGAGCAAGAGUUUCGAUAAAAAAUUGGAUAAGAAGCCAAGGAUAUUUUAGAACUAAUAUCUGUAAUAAACUUUAGUAGGUUAACCAAUUGAUAAUCAUCAAGAAAAUAAGAAUUAUUAUCUCUAAUAAUAGCCAUCUCGGUAUCCAUAAAGGAAUUUAGAUCCAGAAAUGCUUGAGGAGAUAUCAAACACAUAUAAUUCAUUUGACAAGAGACAUUUGAAUGAGAAUUCAAGUGUGACUCUAGGAUAAGUUAAUCAUUCUACGAGAUAUCAAAAUACCACUACUGAAAAUGAAUAACUUCAAAAUUAGUAUAAUUACUUCAGCACUGUAACUUCUUAAAGUAUCCCAUAAAACUAGCUAAAGAAUAUAAAUCGAUCAAUUAGUCAAGAGUAUCAUAUGAAUGAUGAAAAUAAAAACAUCUCGAACUUAAUAAAACCAAUGAUGAUAUAAAACACCUCAUAGAAUACUAUUCAAGACUUCAUCAACAUCGAAAAAGAAUCUGAAAUCAUUAAGCUAGAUAAAUAUUAUAAGCAACUAUUGAAAUCAGAAAAAGAUGAGUUUUAAAGACAACUAUAAAAGGCUAAAGAACAAGCCAAAAAAGAAGCUGAGAAGAAGCUGAAAUCUUAGCUGAACGAUAUGAAAGAUAAAUUAGAGGAGCAUGAAACUUUAGAAAUUUAACUAUCAAAGUUGAAGAUAGCGAAUGACAAGCUUAGUAAAGACUAUGAAAGCACUAAGAAAAAGAAUAAGAAACUUGAUAGCAAGAAUCUCAGACUCGAGGAACAAAUUAAAACGCUCUAGAAAAAAUUAGAUGACUUAUGGGAAAGGUAGAAUCUAGAGAAAGAAAACAUUAAAUUAAUUUCAAAGUACGAGGUAGAGUCAGAAUCUAGAAAGACUAUUAAUGAAUUGACAUUGAAAUUGAUAGAUUUAGAAAAAUAAUUAAGAGAAAAGGAUCAAGAAAAUUAGUUUCACAUGAAUAAAAAUGAGGAAUUAUAAAGAACCAUUGAUACUGAGAUAAAGUAUAAUCAACUAAUGAAUAAAUCCCAGGAUAAGGUCUAUGAAUGCGAAAUCUAGGUUCUCAAAUAAGAAAACACUCAAUUGAGAGAUCAGUUACAGCUACUGGAGAUGGAAAGUAAUGAUAUCAAACAAAAUGGUCAUGAUGUUAAUUAAAAAUAUGAGUCUUUAAAGAGAAAAUUUGCUAUUGUUGUAAAAGAAAAAGAGAUGAUUGAACAAAACAGACUGAUGGAGACAGCUCAAUUCAAAUAGAGCACAUCUUAACAUUAAUCAAGAUCUGCAAACUUUGAGUGCGAUAAAUGUGAUAAAUGGAGAUAUAAAGCUUAGGAACUUACUGAAAAAUACUUCAUGAUGCUUAAAAACAUGAAAAUUGAGCUUGACCAGCUAAGAUAAGAUAACCGUUCAAUCAUCACCAAUGGACAGAGAGAUAUCCACUCUAAUAUCAUUUAAUAUCUGAAGGAACAUCUAGACCAGAUGAAGGCAAAAUCUAAAUCUAAAGACGAAAUAGCCAAAAGAAGUUCAAGUUUCAACAGGGCCAAAGUUUCUCAAUCUUAGAUAAUUAGUAGUGAGAGAGAUAUAGUAUCGUAGCAUGUAAAGGAUGAUUAUGAUCCAAAUUACAGUGGGCUACACUUACUAAAGAAAAACUCAUCUUUUAAUGGUUAAAUAGGCCAACAUAAUCACUAGCUUCAUAGGACAAUAGCAAAAACUAAAAAGAAAAAGCUUAAUGAUAGAGAUCUUGUAAAAGUCAAAAAAUACAGAUCAAAGAGCCAGCAGAACAAGAAAGAGAAGAAGAUAAAAAUAAAGUCAAAGAACCCAAUAAGAGUGCAAGUUACAAUCAAGCCACCCUAGGGUAUGGGAAAGAAAAAUGAAGUAUAGCCAAUGCAGGACAAAUAAAAGAUAGAUGCUCUUGGGCAUAAUGGAAGCAGUGAUUAGUUGCCAACAAACUUCUUGUAUGAAACAGACCAGCAUAACUAUAGUUCCCCAGACAUAGGCCCUAUGUAGUCUAAGCAGCAAGUAAAUUUCUCUGGAUUGAAAUCUACUCAUAUCGGGCAAGCUGAUGGAUCUACUGAGAACGCUAAUUUCAUCGAUGAUGAGGAAAGGAUCAAUAGGAGGAAUGUUGAAGGACCUAGUAAAAAGCAAAGGCUACAAAAUCAGUAGGCAUUUACUGAAGUUGUUUCUCAUAAUGGGAUACAGAGGUAAAUUACAACCUAGAAUUUAGAUGAGUAAAUUGGAAAGAAUGAAUAAUAACAGAAAUUACAAGGGUUGUCUGUUGCCCUUGAUUCGAUCAGAACUGGAGAAAAUUCUGUUAUCUAGCAACGAAUCAUCUUAGUUUAGAAAUUCCAAACUCAAAUAAAUAGAACCCAACAAUAUCAUUCAAUAAUGAUUCUAAUGCAACCCUAAGCCCUUCAAGAGUGCCUAGUUCAAGACGAACUUCUAAGAGAAGAAGAGACUAAUUUGGUACUAGAAUAGCUCGAGGAUCAAAGCGUCACAAGUAGAGAAUUACAAAAAAUUUAAUAAAAACUCGCAGGAUGA